GCUGUAACAAAUUUGAGGCAUCAGACAAGGACGACACAAGUGGGUGGCCAGUACUACGAAAGACUGACAAAUUUUCGAUCAAAACAUACUGAGUCACAUCCAAAAUUUCUCAAUGUUUGGGCAGAAUUUGAAGUUCCAGGUUUCACUCUUUCUAAUUAUUUGGUUGUGCAUUAUAAAACCAAAUAUACUAAUGUGGCUAAUACUCAUCACCCUUCAAAGAUACUGUUAACAGUGCAAGUAGAGUCUGCCAGUAACUUACCACUUUCACUAUCUGAUGCAUCGUCAAGUCUGGCUAUAGCAUCGAGUAAUGACUGCUCCUGGUCCUACAAGGACAACCAUUUGACCUCACAACUCUCAGACGAAGGAUAUCUAUAAGGAGCUUUUCUCCAUCAUACAUAAUUCUGUAGAAAACUGCAUAACAACAGACAAGCCAACUCACUUGCGAAAGUUUCUUGGCCUUUUCGAUCUCACCCACAUUUGGAUUGGGUGAGAUCCACCUCAUUUUGUGUAUAACACUUAAUCUUCAUCUUCAUCUCACCUACAUAAGUUUUAAACACCACCAAAAUCUGUAUCUUAUUGAGAAAAGAAUUUUGUUCUUGCACUGCUUAUUAUCUGAUGAAUCCAAUUGAUCUCUGGAUGGCAGUAACUGAUCGCUAACUGAAUUCUGGUUUGUGUACCUUGAGGCACAUGUUGAGGCAAUCUCUGCAGAAUCCUGCACGGAUUUGAGCGGUUUUAUUGCUGCUAACACAUGCAUGUUGAAUGCAGAACACAAGAACGUCCUUUACAUGAAGUGAAUAAACGAGAAUCUGAUGCAGAAGCUAGCACACGAAUUUCAUGGCGAUUUCUAUAGAUAUAUGCAGGUGGUCAAGUUCAGUGCAGAUCAUCACAGUAGCUUGCAUUGCUGCCAAAAAAAACCCUAAAAACCCAAGAAAAUGGCCAAUGCAACAGUAGUAGCCUCGUCGUGGAUUCCACUGCUCUGCCUCGUCGUCGUCGUCCUGUCCGCCUGCACCGCCGUCUCGUCGGCGGUGGAGUGCAACGGCGACGACCGCGCCGCGCUGCUGAGGGUGAAGGCGCAGCUGGGCGACCCCGUCAGGCUGUCGUCGUGGCGGCCGUCGACCAACUGCUGCGCGUGGGAGCCCGCCGUGUUCUGCUCCGGCGAGCCCGGCCGCGUCACCGGGCUGGCGCUCUUCUCCCUCGCCGGCGUCGCCGCGCCCGUGCCGCCGGCGCUCGGCGAGCUGACGGGGCUCGCCGUCCUCCAGAUCGCGUCCGUCCGGGGCAUGUCGGGGCCCAUCCCGCCCUCCUUCGCCAACCUCUCGCUGCUCGAGGACCUCGACAUCACCGGCACCUCCAUCUCCGGCCCGGUGCCGGCGUCCUACCUCGCCGGCGCCACCAACCUCCGUACCCUCGUCAUCGCCGACAGCAGGCUCGCCGGGCCGAUCCCGCCGUCCCUCGCCGGCGACCACCCCAACCUCCGGUACCUCGACCUCAGCGGCAACUUCCUCACCGGCGCCAUCCCGCCGGGGCUGGUGCACGGCAGCUUCAGGUUCUUGAUCCUCUCCCACAACCAGCUCACCGGCGAGAUACCGCGCUGCUACGGCGACGUGGACACCGUCGACCUCUCGCACAACCGCCUCACCGGCGACCCGUCGCCGCACCUGUUCGGGAUCGCGGCGCCGGCGGCCAAGAUCGACCUGUCGUGGAACGAGCUGGCGUUCGACAUGACCGGGGUGAGGUUCCCGCACCACCUCAGGUACCUCGACCUCAGCCACAACCGGAUCACCGGGAAGGUGGCCAAGUCGCUGAUGGACGUCAGGCUGGAGCACCUCAACGUCAGCGACAACGAGCUCUGCGGCGAGAUUCCGGCGGGGAGGUUCAUGGCGGCGCACGGUGCGGAUUGCUACGCUCGCAACAGGUGCCUGUGUGGUGCCCCGCUGCCUCCCUGCUGCGACGGCGGCCUGUAGAGUUUAGAGAGUAGAGAGUCAGAGAGAUGGUAGAGCUCGAUCUACACAGUGUGACAGGCAUUGUACGUCCAUUGCUGACUGGCUGUUGUUAUAUCUGAACUUGUCGACUGCUUUUGUUUCUGUGCUUUUGGAAGAAUAAUUAACUAUUUGCCACUUGGUGCUAAA
Messenger RNA from Oryza sativa Japonica Group (Japanese rice), 2126 nucleotides. RefSeq names its product polygalacturonase inhibitor 1-like. Gene Ontology annotation, molecular function: protein binding. The record is from RefSeq and is a predicted model, not a curated record. NCBI's taxonomy places the organism in Eukaryota, Viridiplantae, Streptophyta, Magnoliopsida, Poales, Poaceae.